This is a messenger RNA of Haemonchus placei, 324 nucleotides long. Lineage: Eukaryota; Metazoa; Nematoda; Chromadorea; Rhabditida; Trichostrongylidae. The record is from the annotation of a GenBank genome assembly.
AUGUUCUGCAACCCGACGUUGGCCCUUAACGGCUCGGCAAACCGCUUCUGGAUGAGCACUAAUCUUGCGAUCAUCGUCGUCGUCGUUAUUCUUCAUAUCACUGUAUGGGUUAUCCUUAAAAGAAAAGCAGUGGAUUAUCCUGGUGCUUGUUCAAAUAGAACAUCAGAAGCAACACGAGUAAAAAUUGACAGCAUCAUUAUUCUGGUUGUACAUGAAUGGUUUGUGCAGAUAUCCUCAUUGGAGAGCGGAGCACUCCCCAACGAAAAAGGCACGAAUUUCGUGCAUUCGGCAUUUCUGCUUCUACCACUAUCUACCCACUCUUAG